Molecule: messenger RNA, 7364 nt
Organism: Poecile atricapillus (Black-capped chickadee)
Lineage: Eukaryota; Metazoa; Chordata; Aves; Passeriformes; Paridae
Gene: TTYH3
Product: tweety family member 3
Exons: 15
Coding region: 137-1720 (527 amino acids)
Cellular component (GO): plasma membrane
Molecular function (GO): intracellularly calcium-gated chloride channel activity; volume-sensitive chloride channel activity
Source: RefSeq, a predicted model, not a curated record
AAGAGGGAGCGGGAGCGGGCGGAGGGACGGACGAGCGGGCGGGGGGGACACCCGGCCAUGCGGGGCCGGCGGCCGCGGCGCGGGUGAGGCGGGCGGCGCUCCAUGGCCGGCGGCUCGGGGUGAGGCAGGCGCGGGCAUGGCGGGCGUGAGCUACUCGCCGCCCUGGUGGGUGAGCCUGCUGCACCGCCUGCCGCACCUCAGCCUGCGCUGGGAGCUCACCGCCGCCGACUUCCGACCGCACGACGCCGAGUACCAGCAGGCCCUGCUGCUGCUGGGGGGCAUCGCUCUCUCCUGCCUGGCUCUGGACCUGCUCUUCCUCCUCUUCUACUCCUUCUGGCUGUGCUGCCGCCACCGCAAGAGCGAGGAGCACCUCAAUGCUGACUGCUGCUGCACGGCCUGGUGCGUCAUCAUCGCCACCCUCGUCUGCAGUGCUGGAAUUGCUGUGGGCUUCUACGGGAAUGGGGAGACCAGCGACGGCAUCCACCGGCUGACGUACUCGCUGCGCCACGCCAACCGCACCGUGGCCGGUGUCCAGGACCGGGUACUGGACACUGCAGUGGCCCUGAACCAAACAGUGGAACCAAAUUUGCUUGUCCUAGAGGAGAUGUUCAAGAAGCAGACAGACUACCUGCAUAUUGUCCAGAAACUGCAAAGUCUCUUGGAUGAUCUGGUCAGGCAAACAACUGAGAUCCCCUUUUGGAAGAAUGAUGAGCUGUCUCUGGAGGAGCUGGCAAUCCAGAUUGACCUCUAUGACUGGUACAGGUGGCUGGGAUACCUGGGCCUGCUCCUCUUUAAUGUCCUGAUAUGUUUGCUGGUGCUCUUUGGGCUCAUCAGAAACUCCAGGGCCAUUCUUAUGGGGGUGUGCUUGCUUGGGGUGUUUGCCCUGAUUGUCAGCUGGGGAUCCCUGGGCCUGGAGCUGGCUGUCGCUGUGGGCUCCAGUGACUUCUGUAUCAACCCCGAUGCUUAUGUCUCCAAAGUGGUUGAAGAGAAUGCAGUGCUCAGUGCUGAGACUCUCCGUUAUUACAUGACCUGUAGUGCUGGGUACCCCAACCCUUUCCAGCAGAAGCUGUCAGGAAGUCACAAGGCUUUGGUAGAAAUGCAGGAUGAUGUGUCGGAACUCAUGAGGUCAGCGAGCAAGGAGCACCCCACCUCCAAGGAGUAUCUUACUCGGAUCCAGGAGGUUUUGAAUUCAACAGAGAUCAACUUGCAGCAGCUGACAGCUUUAGUAGACUGUCGGAGUCUGCAUUUGGAUUACAUCCAGGCUCUGACAGGCUUCUGCUAUGAUGGAGUGGAAGGCCUCAUCUACCUGGUUCUCUUCUCCUUUGUCACAGCCCUCAUGUUCAGUUCCAUUGUCUGCAGUGUGCCACACACUUGGCAGCAAAAGAGAGGCUCAGAUGAUGAUGGGGAAGAAGAAUCAGCUGCCCAAGGGAGUAGACAGACACACGAUAAUCUGUACAGAGUGCACAUGCCCAGCCUGUACAGCUGUGGCAGUAGUUAUGGCAGUGAGACCAGCAUCCCAGCAGCAGCACACACAGUCAGCAAUGCUCCCGUCACGGAGUACAUGAGCCAGAAUGCAAAUUUCCAGAACCCCCGUUGCGAGAAUACCCCGCUCAUUGGCCGGGAGUCCCCACCUCCCUCAUUGUAUUUGGCUGCCAUGGACAGUAGCAGCCAUAUGAGCUGGCAGCUUAAGCCCUCGGACAGUGCACGGACAUACUGGUAACAGCGCCCGCAAAUGGAACAGUACACCUCCAGCAUGAGAGCCAAAUACCUCGCCACCAACCAACCUCGUCCAGAUGCUGGCAGUGUGCAUUAAAACGAAAAAGUGAAAGCAAAAAAAAAAACAAAAACAAAAAACAAAACCCACACGUGCAGUCAGACUAAACAAUGUGCCAACUGCUGUGCCCCUGUGCUGUCCUCGUAGAACAAUCCUGCUGUUCUGCCCAAAAUCUAGUGCAGCUCCUUCUGUUUCUCCAGUCCAGACAACCCUUCCAACCUGGUACCUGCCCACUCAGUGGAAGCUCCUUUUGAAUUUAAGCCUUCAGCUUGUAGUACCUGAUGUGAAGAGAACAAAUGUGUGCAGGCCAGCAGCUGACAGCACCCAGGCAGCUUACCAGAGUAACCUGUGAGAAACAGGUGGUGAAUAGCUUCUGCCCCCUUCUUCCCCCCUUCUGUUCCAAGAGGGACUUGGUGAAGGAUGGUGGUAGAUCUUCUUCACUUCUGCAGUGGGACCAGCAGCCUGUCAGACACUGAAGAAUCAGGGCUGGGUGCCUGUGGCUGGUGUGCAACGAGGGAAUGCUGAGGGAGUGCACAGCACAGCAUCUCGCUGGGAAUCCUCUGGUGCACUGCCUUGGGUGAGGGAGGAGGGAACUCUUUCCUCAUGGUGUCACUGCAUAUCCACUGGAAUUGGUUCUAGAAGAACAAACCAUUUCACUACCCUGGUUAACUUUUUUUUUUUUUAAGUCCAUUAAGAAAAUGCCUUUUUCUUUCCCUCUAUAUCUGUCAUGUGAAUUCUUGAGGAGGAGCAGAGGGGCCCAGCACCAGUCAGUUACCCUGUCCACUGCUCUGGACCUGACCUCUCUGCUCCAUCAGGGAAGCCCAGGUAUUUGCAGAUGGCAUUCUGGGUGCUGCCUUUCCUAGGCUGACACAGAUCAAACAGGAGCCAGCCACUCACUCGGUGCCAAAUUUUUCCAGGGAAAGACUUAAAAGACUUUAUGGGGAGCUAUUUUUGCACUAAAGAGUUUUGGCUCUCUGAUUCUAGAUCUUAUGGGACAGUCAGCUUGCAAAAGCAAGAGAAACUGGAAGCACCAAUGGAUUUAUAGCAAAUGCAAGCCCUCCCCGCAGGAAUGAUCUGUGAACUCUACUGGACUUUCUUUCUUUCCUUUUUUUUAUAAAUCAUAAUCUACAGCACAGGGUUGCUGAAAUGGCAUUGAAGGAGGUUUUUGGAGCCUCAGUCCUAACAAACUCAUAAGAUUGUCAGUGUAUCUUCUGCGUUCUAGAAUCCAAAACCUUCAACAACAUUGUGACCGUCGGAACGGAUUUAUAUUUUAUUCUGUUUUGUUUAGUUUUCAAAGGCACAUUGCUAACCACUAUCUGACCAUACUAAUGCACAUGUAAGGCAUUUUCUAGACGUGAGGCAGAACAAGGCUUGCAAAGGGGCAGCUGGGUGCCUGCAGAGGGCAACAUCCUUCAUUGGUGCUGUACUUCCCACUGAAGAGCAGUGCUCCAAAGGGCACUGACAGCUUCUUCUUGCUGGAAGAGGAGACUGCCUCUUGGGAGGUACUGUCAACUACUGCCCUUUCAGUAGGGUAACUCUGAUGUUCCUUUUUGUCUUUUUACCUCUUAGUAGGGGCAUCUUAGCAGAGCUGCUGAGCAUUAUAUUAAAUUACUGGCAGAGGAAAUUGAGUGGGAAACAUCUCUCAGACUGGAGUGGAGCCGUUGGCAGAGGCAGUUCAUUGUCACCUCAGUGAUGUUCAGACUUGGUGUCUGUUUACCCCACGUUGGCUGUUUGGGGCACAGAAUUACCAACCUGCCUUUACUCAAGUCAGUUGCCUUCUUGCAGUGAGGUGGGAACUGCUCCUGGCAGGCAGCUGAAGAGGGAUCUGCUGGGAAAUGGUACCAGCUCUGUGGCAGAGCAAGCUUUGAGACUCCUCUUAAAAUAGAAACCACUACUAAACUGCAAGGCCAGCUGUUACCAUUCAGAGGAGUGAGAGACAGGGAGGAGGCAUCACCAUACAGACAGGAAGAGAAGGGUUUGGAAUAAACUUCACGCUUCGCCAUAAAUCUCUGGAAGCAGGAUGUUCUUGCUCAGGACUGAGUAUGCCCUUUCAGACAUGUUGGAUGGGCUUCACACUGAAACAUACCUCUGUUUUAUCAAAUAACAAGGGCAGGGAAACUUGGUCACAGGUGGUAUGGAGGGACUCACGUGCCCCAGGGUUUCCAUCCUGUCUUAGAGCCUGCCAGGAGAUGUGGGUGUGCAGGGUGUGCUGUGGUGAUCUUGCAGGGCCCCAAGCACCCAACUGCUCUCUGGGGAGGAACCCCAACCUUUCCCUCACUUUGAAGAAAGAAUCAAGAGCCAUAUAAUCCUUAUUAAGACUAAGUUGUUCUGCCAUCAUCCCUCCUUGCGGGGAUGUGCUCCGAUUGCUACUCACAUUAUCAGUUUUAGGGGAGCUGCCCUGAAAUCUGUGGCCCAAUCCUACCGGUGGAAGGCAAGUGUUUUGGAGGCUGUGGGGAACCCUGUGAAAACAACCAACUUCUUCAUGCACAGAAUGCACCCUGACUGCACUUUGGGCUGGGUCUGAAUUGUCCCCGUGGCAUUGUCUGUGCCACACAACAACGGGAGUGAGCCAAUGCCUCUGUCUGCAGCAUCUAACGGAGCAGCCACCUUGACCUGCUUCCUUCCAAGGUCUGGCAUUGCCACUUCCAACACCCAGAACAACUUCUGACAGUGUUUGGGGCUCACAGCAGGGCACAGCUGUGGAGAUACGUGCUCUGUGACUUCAACAUAUAACUGGAAAGAAUGUUAUGGAGAUAACAUUUUGCUCUCUGGAGGCCAGCACAACGUGACUGCGGUGUGAGCGGUGUACCUGUGUCCAGCCAGCACUUCCUUUACUUGACAUGGAUAUUGCACUUUUGUAAAGCAUCCUGGAACUCUGCUGCCCCGCUGCAUGCUGUGCAGAGCGCUGGAUAGGAAACACAGAUAAAUGGGUUUCUUUUGGUUUAUUAUUAUUAUUACUACUACUUCUUUUUUUUUUUUUUUUUUUAUUUUAUUUUACUGGAACCUUGAGCAAGAGUGUGGCAUUUCUGCAGGCUGGUCUGAAUGGAUCUGCUGAAGAACAGAUGGCCUUUGCCUAUUCUUAUGGCUGCGACAUAAUCAGUCUCAUCCAUAUGGUCACAUUUUGUCUGAGGAGGGGACUUUGAAAAGCCAAGAUCUCCCAGACUCUGUGCCUCCCUCUCGGGUGAACAGCAGGUGCUAUCUGGCAAAGACUCAUCUGUUCUGGAUGGCAUUCAUGGUUGAGGGAGUCCAAACUCUUCAAGCUGCAGGAGGUAAAGCUGUAGAGACUUCUCUCUCUUCCAUCGUGUCUCUCUGUUUUUAAUGUGACAAAAUGCCAAGGCCAUAUCUCUUGGUGUGUCCCAGCUGACCUUAUCGGACAUUUCUCGUGUUACUGGUUGCUAGAAAAAGGGUCCAGAAGUCAGGGGAGCUGAGAUUGGCCUCUGGACACCUCACUGGCUGCAGAGUGGACAGCAGCUUGUCCGGUUGAAGGUGACUGCAUCGGUGAAGACACUUCAUGUUACUUUUUCAGAAGCACAAAUGUGGUCAUUGGCUUGUCUGGUUGGCUUGGUUUAUUUCCACUGCAUCAUCAUGUGUGAAUGACACUUUCUUUUGGAACUGAGAACUCUUCCAAGCACACAAACAUCUCCACAAUGUGAAAUGUAAAUAGCAUGUUGGACUCUUGUGUCCAGUGUUCAAGACUGCAUUGUAAUUGUAAAGGAAAUCAAAUCAAGACUUGGCUGUGAAUUUCUUGUGCUGUCUUGGGAAUUAUAACUGUAGUGUUUGUAUCCUGUAUGUAUUAUUAAACUGAGUUCAUUUUGUGUGCUGAUAAAAGGGUUCAAGCUAAGAUUUUUAGCGUGCAUCCAUGUAUCCAAAUGUGAAGGAUGGAGUGCUCCCUUCCCCUCCUGUCCUUUUUAAGUUUUCUCCAUUUGAUAGGUGUUGAUUUUCCGUGUACAGUCAUCUCAGCCAAGACGCAAGGGAUGUUCAUUUGAGUGCUUUGAGGGGGACACAGUGCAUGGGGUUUUGAGUGAUCCUAAGUCAGGAAUGCCAUAGCAGUUCCCUGAAACUACAUGAAAAGCUUGGCCUUUCUGAGAGUUAAAGCAUUUCUCAGGGAGCUGCUCAGCCAUUGCUCACGAGAGCUUUGGUGCUGCAGGGUGGUGGGACAGGAGUGGGUGGGUGCCCCCGGAGCAAGGUCCAGGUACCUGCGGGAGCAAACCCGGGCUUCACUUCUGCUGCCCCCUUCUCUUCCUCCCAGCAGCCACUGAAAUACCAUUCUGAGCCCUUUGAAGAAGAGAGAAGUGUCUUGGCUUGUUGAUCCCUGCCACCCUCCUGAUUCCAGGGGAGCUGGGGUGGAUGGGUUUCCCCUUAGCUCGGGAGAGGAGCUGUGUUUGAAGCACUUCCUACCUGGGGUCCAAGGAGAAGCCAGGAUCUUCCCCAGCUCAGUGUGUCAGUGCCACUCAGUGAACAUCUCUGGGUGUGAGGGGAAAAGCCCUCUGGGGAGGUACUGAGGAGCAGAUCUCAUGCCUUGAGACAGAGACCUGGCAAGGCUUGGUCUGAACCUCCUUUCAUCACAGCCUGCUUCCCUGUUCCAGAAAUUGUGUGCAUGCUAUGGAUGGCUUCCCUUGGCAGUCCAGGAGGCCCAGCAGAAGCGUGGGAUGUUUUGGUAGCAGUUCCUAGAUGGCUGACACGUGGUUUGUGCUUUCAGGGGGGUGUGGGAUCUCUGGCAAGCUGUGAUGGUGAGCGUGCUGCCCAGCUGGGAGAUUAGGGAUGGGUUACUGGUGGCCUGGAGCUCCCGGGUGCUCACCCAGCCCCUGUGGCUGCAUGAACAAAGUGGAACAUAAAUUGAUGUACAACCAGAAAGUUCAAAAUACUCCUUUCCUAAAGAGGAUAACUGUAGCAUGAAGCUCUUAGGUGCUCUGCAUAUUUGAUACCACAUUGCUCCUCACUAUGCAAUUCCCAACUCCUUCCUUCCUGUUCCUCCUCUAAUCUCACACCAAGACUUCUCCAGUGGCCUCUGCCCAGGAGGCUGCUGAAAGUCCCAGAAAAGCCUCAUUUCUUCCAUUGUUCUCUGCACUGGGUGCAGCUGCCCAGCCGUCACGUCGCGUGCCUCAGGUCCCUUGGUCACGGGAGGCCCCAUGAGUUUUAUUCACAUCAUUCAGAGGGAAGUUUAUUUUCUUGGACACUGUGCACAGAAACCUAAUGGUGAACAUGUACCUGGCCUUUUUGUAACUUUUCUGUUUUGUUUGUUUUUUGGUUUUUUUUUUUUCUUCUUAACCAUAAUGGUUGUAUAUCAUACCACUUUAUAUACAUAUAUAAUAUAUAAAUAUAUAUAAUUUUUUUUUAAACUUUGGACCUGCUAGUUUCUUUCAAGUGUUCCUGCACUUACCCAAAAUGUUUUUAAAUUGUGAGGAUUAAAGAGGAUUGAGCCCAUUUUUGUAUCUUUACUUUUAAUUCUGUAGUUCUAUUGAUUGUAACGUAGCUAUUUUUUACUGUAACUUUUUGGUUUGCAAAUACUAAACAAAAAAACCUAAAUGUAAUUUCUGUGGUUUCUAUUCAGCUUGGGUUUCAUGUUUUAAAAAUAAACGAUUUAAAACCA